AUGUACAAUUACAAAUGUAACUUCGCAGCUCUUCACACCAAGUGCAUCAACAAGACACUAAUUGUGCAGUAGAAGUAGAAAAAAAUAGACAAACUUUCAGAGUUUAUGCCCAGUGCAACAGAUAAUUACUCAGCUAUAAACUAGGUGUCGCAAGGUAACAGGUCAAUUUCUCUAAAAUGCUUUUUGAAUGCCUCUGCCAUCGGGGAGAGAAUAAGUGCUGCUUCUUCCACCCGGCGUCUCGUCGAAUUAAUUUAACUUAAUUGUCAUUCAUAACCCACAUGUUGCAGUUUUACACUGGCUGAGAUAAUGCUAUCUUCCGCUGUUUCCACUGUAAUUGAAAUUUCCAUUAUGAGGUGUAAACAUUUAGGAGUGGCCAUGUGAAUAUUCAUCAGAGAGGCAGCAAAGCCACGAGGGCCACAGAAAGACUGUUGUUUAGCAUCUAGUGGAGGAGUGAGUAUGUGUGUGUAUGUGUGUGUGUGUGUGGACAUGUUUAACUAUACUUGUGGUGACCAGAAGUCCCCACAAGAAUAGUAAACAAACAAAAUUUGACCAACUGGGGACAUUUUGUUAUUCCCCACUAGGUCAAAUGCUAUUUCUAGGAGGUUUAAGGUUAAGGUUAGGACUAGGUUAAGGGUUAGGGUUAGGUUUAGGUUUAGAAAAUAGGAUUUUGAAUGGGACUGAAUUGUGUGUCCCCACUAGGUUAGUUAUGCAAGACUGUGUGUGUGUGUGACGAUGUGAGUUUGAGAAAGUAAAAAAAAGUAUACUUAAUAAAAUAAGAAAAACUCCAGCACACAGGUGCCGCGAGUAGGUUUGCCCAUCACAUAUUGACAUACGUCUUGUUCCAACAGCUCCCUCCCAAGUCAGUGAAGUCAUCAAGGAGAGAGUGCAGCAGCGCAGCAUCCAGCUCUCCUGGCAGGAGCCUGAGCAGCCCAACGGAGUCAUCACCGAAUACGAGAUCAAGUACUAUGAAAAAGUGAGUGUGUGAUGCCCUGCUGAAUCCAUUAAUGUUUGAGAGAGAGAGAGAAAAUCUGUCUGUCUGUGAUUGUGCUGCAGCUUUGAACACAGACAACUCUGGCUCUCCCAAACCCUAUCCCCCUAUCUCUCUCCUCUUCUUCUUAGUUUCAUUUAGCUUACUCUUCAUUUUGCGUUCUAUCUGCAAGACGCUACGAGUGGAAUCGGCAGGAUUCUGCAAGUGCAUCCUUUGUCCCAUAAUUGAAUGAGACUCUCAUAAGAUUUUAAUCAGUCCCUGGUCCUUCUCAGCCACCCCCACACUGCCAGGCAGCACACACUUCAUUGCACUACCCUGCCAGCAUUAACAAUCUCUUACUGUAUCUUCCCUCGCCCCCUCAUACAGUUGAAGUCGGAAGUUUACAUACACCUUAGCCAAAUACAUUUAAACUUAGUUUUCACAAUUCCUGACAUUUAAUCCUAGUAAAAAUUCCCUGUCUUAGGUCAGUUAGGAUCACCACUCUAUUUUAAGAAUGUGAAAUGUCAGAAUAAUAGUAGAGAUAAUUAUUUAUUAUUUUAUUUCUUUCAUCACAUUCCCAGUGGGUCAGAAGUUUACAAACACUCAAAUAGUAUUUGGUAGCAUUGCCUUUAAAUUGUUUAACUUGGGUCAAACAUUUCGGGUAGCCUUCCACAAGCUUCCCACAAUAGGUUGGGUGAAUUUUGGCCCAUUCCUCCUGACAGAGCUGGUGUAACUGAGUCAGGUUUGUAGGCCUCCUUGCUCGCACACUCUUUUUCAGUUCUGCCCACACAUUUUCUAUAGGAUUGAGGUCAGGGCUUUGUGAUGGCCACUCCAAUACCUUGACUUUGUUGUCCUUAAGCCAUUUUGCUACAACUUUGGAAGUAUGCUUGGGGUCAUUGUCCAUUUGGAAGACCCUUUUGCGACCAAGCUUUAACUUCCUGACUGAUGUCUUGAGAUGUUGCUUCAAUAUAUCCACAUAAUUUUCCUUCCUCAUGAUGCCAUCUAUUUUGUGAAGUGCACCAGUGCCUCCUGCAGCAAAGCACCCCCACAGCAUGAUGCUGCCACCCCACGGUUGGGAUGGUGUUCUUCGGCUUGCAAGCAACCCCCUUUUUCCUCCAAACAUAACAAUGGUCAUUAUGGCCAAACAGUUCUAUUUUUGUUUCAUCAGACCAGAGGACAUUUCUCCAAAAGGUACGAUCUUUGUCCCCAUGUGCAGCUGCAAACCGUAGUCUGGCUUUUUUAUGGUGGUUUUGGAGCAGUGGCUUCUUCUUUGCUGAGCGGCCUUUCAGGUUAUGUCGAUAUAGGACUCGUUUUACUGUGGAUAUAGAUACUUUUGUACCUGUUUCCUCCAGCAUCUUCACAAGGUCCUUUGUUCAUCUCUAGGAGACAGAACGCGUCUCCUUCCUGAGUGGUAUGACGGCUGCGUGGUCCCAUGGUGUUUAUACUUGCGUACUAUCGUUUGUACAGAUGAACGUGGUACCUUCAGGAGUUUGGAAAUUGCUCCCAAGGAUGAACCAGAUUUUCUGGAAUUUUCCAAGCUGUUUAAAGGCACAGUCAACUUAGUGUAUGUUAACUUCUGACCCACUGGAAUUGUGAUACAGUGAAUUAUAAGUGAAAUAAUCUGUCUGUAAACAAUUGUUUUAAUGAUUACUUGUGUCAUGCAAAAAGUAGAUGUCCUAACCGACUUGCCAAAACUAUAGUUUGUUAACAAGAAACAGUUCUAAUUCUCAAAAAAGUACGAUCUUUGUCCCCAUGUGCAGUUGCAAACCGUAGUCUGGCUUUUUUAUGGCGGUUUUGGAGCAGUGGCUUCUUCCUUGCUGAACGGCCUUUCAGAUUAUGUCGAUAUAGGACUCGUUUUACUGUGGAUAUAGAUACUUUUGUACCUGUUUCCUCCAGCAUCUUCACAAGUACCUUUGAUGUGGUUCUGGGAUUGAUUUGCACUUUUCGCACCAAAGUACGUUAAAUCUCUAGGAGACAGAACACGUCUCCUUCCUGAGCGGUAUGACGGCUGCGUGGUCCCAUGGUGUUAAUACUUGCGUACUAUUGUUUGUACAGAUGAACGUGGUACCUUCAGGCGUUUGGAAAUUGCUCCGAAGGAUGAACCAGUCUUGUGGAGGUCUACAAUUCUUUUUACAUUUUAGUCAUUUAGCAGACGCUCUUAUCCAGAGCGACUUACAGUUAGUGAGUGCAUACAUUAUUUAAUUUUUUUAUACUGGCCCCCAGUGGGAAUCGAACCCACAACCCUGGCGUUGCAAACGCCAUGCUCUACCAACUGAGCUACAUCCCUGCCGGCCAUUCCCUCUCAUACCCUGAACGACGCUGGGCAAAUUGUGCGCCGUCCCAUGGGUCUCCCGGUCGUGGCCGGCUACGACAGAGCCUGGAUUCGAACCAGGAUCUCUAGUGGCACAGCCUUAGACCACUGCGCCACUCGGGAGAUUACUUUUUCUGAGGUCUUGGCUGAUUUCUUUUUAUUUUCCCAUGAUGUCAAGCAAAGAGGCACUGAGUGAAGGUAGUCCUUGAAAUACAUCCACAGGUACACCUCCAAUUGACUCAAAUUAUGUUAAUUAUCCUAUAAGAAGCUUCUAAAGCCAUGACAUCAUUUUCUGGAAUUUUCCAAGCUGUUUAAAGGCACAGUCAACUUAGUGUUUGUAAACUUCUGACCCACUGGAAUUGUGAUACAGUGAAUUAUUGUCACGAUCGUCGAACAGAGAUGAGGACCAAGGCGCAGCGUUGCAGGCAAACAUACUCUUUAAUAGAGACACGAUCAAACACAACAAAACGAAAACGUGACAGUUCACGGUCUAACACAACAGACUAGAAACAAGAUCCCACAAACUCUGUGGGGAAACAGGCUGCUAAAGUAUGGUUCUCAAUCAGAGACAACAAGCAACAGCUGAAUCACGUUGCCUCUGAUUGAGAACCACACUGGCCAACAUAGAACAACAAACUAGAAUGUGAAACCUAGAACAAAACACAUAGACUUUACACACCCUGGCUCAACAUAUUAGAGUCCCCAGAGCCAGGGCGUGACAGUACCCCCCCCUAAAGGCGCGGACUCCGACCGCGCCCACCAAAUACCACAGGGGAGGGACCGGGUGGGCACUCCGCUUAGGCGGCGGAUCCGGCUCCGGGCCUGAACCCCGCUCCCUCUCCAACCCCCCAAAGUACCCCUGGUCCGGUCUGGCCCCGCUAGCCGGAGCUGGACUUCACACUGGUGGAGCGGAUUGCUCUAGCUCCGGCGUGAAGCAUCUGACCGGUGCCGGACCAGCCACCGGUGGAACAGGCACGGGCCGUGCCGGACUGACGACGCACACCACUGGCUUGGUGUGGGGAACAGGCACGGGCCGUGCCGGGCUGACGAAACGCACCACUGACUUGGUGCGGGGAGCAGGAGCGGGCCGGACCGGGCUGACGAAGCGCACCACUGACUUGGUGCGGGGAGCAGGAGCGGGCCGGACCGGGCUGACGAAGCGCACCACUGACUUGGUGCGGGGAGCAGGAACGGGCCGGACCGGGCUGACGAAGCGCACCACUGACUUGGUGCGGGGAGCAGGAGCGGGCCGGACCGGGCUGACGAAGCGCACCACUGACUUGGUGCGGGGAGCAGGAACGGGCCGUGCCGGGCUGAUGAAGCGCACCACUGACUUGGUGCGGGGAGCAGGAACGGGCCGAGCUUGUCUGACGAAACGCACCACUGACUUGGUGCGGGGAGCAGGAAUGGGCCGGACCGGGCUGACGACGCGCACCACUGACUUGGUGCGGGGAGCAGGAACGGGCCGGACAGGGCUGACGAAACGCACCACUGACUUGGUGCGGGGAGCAGGAAUGGGCCGGACUGGGCUGGCGACGCGCACCACAGACUUGGUGCGGGGAGCAGGAACAGGCCGGGCCGAGCUGGCGACGCGCACCGUAGACUUGGUGCGAGUGGCAGGAACAGGCCGGACCGUACUGGGAACACACACCACUGGCCCUACGUGGGGAUCAGGAACAGGCCGGACCGGACUGGCAACACACGCCAGUACCUCUCGCCGUGCCUCUACAUCCUCCUUCCCCCUGGUGACCAGUGACUCCCGUAACCUGGCGGCCUCCUGCUGCCCCGUCGUCCACGGCGUUAGCCCCCCCCUAAAAAAUUUAUGGGCUUCACUCCUACCCGUGGACCAGGUCUCCAUGCUUCUCGCCAGCCUUUUGCCCUUCUGCCUCCACGUCAAGCCCCUCUCUUCCUCACAUGGCUUGACCCAGUCGAGGAGGCGAAGGAGAUCCGCUAGAGAUCUCUCAGGCGCUGGCUCCUGGACUUGCUGCUUGGUCCAGUCUUGGUGGGAUCUUCUGUCACGAUCGUCGAACAGAGAUGAGGACCAAGGCGCAGCGUUGCAGGCAAACAUACUCUUUAAUAGAGACACGAUCAAACACAACAAAACGAAAACGUGACAGUUCACGGUCUAACACAACAGACUAGAAACAAGAUCCCACAAACUCUGUGGGGAAACAGGCUGCUAAAGUAUGGUUCUCAAUCAGAGACAACAAGCAACAGCUGAAUCACGUUGCCUCUGAUUGAGAACCACACUGGCCAACAUAGAACAACAAACUAGAAUGUGAAACCUAGAACAAAACACAUAGACUUUACACACCCUGGCUCAACAUAUUAGAGUCCCCAGAGCCAGGGCGUGACAAUUAUAAGUGAAAUAAUCUGUCUGUAAACAAUUGUUGGAAAAAUUACUUGUGUCAUGCACAAAGUAGAUGUCCUAACCGACUUGCCAAAACUAUAGUUUGUUAACAAGAAAUUUGUGGAGUGGUUGUAAAAAGAGUUUAAGUUUAAGUGUAAGAGUUUAAGGGCUAUACUCGGCCUUGUCUCAGGAUUGUAAGUUGGUGGUUGGGGAUAUCCCUCUAGUGGUGCGGGGGCUGUGCUUUGGCGGAGUGGGUGGGGUUAUAUCCUUCCUGUUUGGCCCUGUCCGGGGGUUUCUUCGGAUGGGGCCACAGUGUCUCCGGACCGCUCCUGUCUCAGCCUCCAGUAUUUAUGCUGCAGUAGUUUAUGUGUCGGGGGGCUGGGGUUAGUUGGUUAUACCUGGAGUACUUCUCCUGUCUUAUCCAGUGUCCUGUGUGAAUUUAAGUAUGCUCUCUCUAAUUCUCUCGUUCUCUCUUUCUCUCUGAGAACCUGAGCCCUAGGACCAUACGUCAGGACUACCGGGCAUGAUGACACCUUGCUGUCCCCAGUCCGCCUGGCCUUGCUGCUAUUCCAGUUUCAACUGUUCUGCCUGCGGCUACGAAACCCCUACCUGUCCCAGACCUGCUGUUUUCAACUCUUAAUGAUCGGCUAUGAAAAGCCAACUGAGAGACCUGAGCCCUAGGACCAUACGUCGGGACUACCGGCCGUGGUGACUCCUUGCUGUCCCCAGUCCGCCUGGCCUUGCUGCUAUUCCAGUUUAAACUGUUCUGCCUGCGGUUAUGGAACCCCUACCUGUCCCAGACCUGCUGUUUUCAACUCUUAAUGAUCGGCUAUGAAAAGCCAACUGAGAUUUAUUCCUGAUUAUUAUUUGACCAUGCUUGUCACUUAUGAACAUUUUUGAACAUCUUGGCAUGGUUCUGUUAUAAUCUCCACCCGGCACAGCCAGAAGAGGACUGGCCACCCCUCAUAGCCUGGUUCCUCUCUAGGUUUCUUCCUAGGUUUUCGCCUUUCUAGGGAGUUUUUCCUAGCCACCGUGCUUCUACACCUGCAUUACUAGCUGUUUGGGGUUUUAGGCUGGGUUUCUGUACAGCACUUCGAGAUAUUAGCUGAUGUAAGAAGGGCUAUAUAAAAUAAAAUUGAUUGAUUGAUUGAUGUAAACUUCCGACUUCAACUGUAUAUAAUAGAGCUCCCAUGUCUUCAAUCUGAACAGAUGAUCAAGGUAGUGAUGAGGUUGAUGAGGUUGAGAGUGGGUUUAACACAACAAAUCAAAGGGCUAGAUUCCAUGACUCUUGAGGUUCCAGACCCUGUUGAGCACGGCCUCUCAGGCUGCCAGGGAUCAGUCUCCUGGGUCACGUACUAUGGCUGUAGUCUGCCCAGCUGUACAAUUGGAUACAAGCAUGACUUCUCUCCUAACAGUCUUUGGCAUUCCAUUUGGAUUUUUUGCAGACAAAUAAUUUACAGAUGAACAACAAAAUACACAGUACACAUGGUCUGUAAAUUCCAAAUGGAUUCCGAGCCUGGCAUCGCACAUCUUCUUUUCUGCCUGUCAGCUUUGAUAUAAAGCGUCUACAGCAGUGAUUCUCAGCUGGGGGUCGCGGGAGAAUUUUAACAGGUCACGAGACAAAGGUGUGUGCUGCACAGCUUAUUGUUGCUGACUUUACACGUGCAGUGUGUCCGCAGUGGUGAAAUGGCUAGCUACGUUCUGAUUCGGAGGGUUUUCGCGCUGCACACAGUCAAUAACGUUCUCGCCCCACACACACACACAUUGAUCCAAUGAAAUGACAGAUUUCUCGACACACACACUGAUCCAAUAUAAAUGUCAUUCUGCAACAUUAUUUUGUUUUAAAUGUGACACGUCCAAUCAGAUAAUACAGAUCUUCUUCAGACAGCUAGCUUGAUUGACAGCUAACUAAGCAGAUGUGUUCUGCAGGCAUUGCACAUGUGGAUAGUUAGCUGUCAUUUAACUCAUGUAGGCUAGCUGUCAGAGUAAAAUCCAAUGUCAACAACAAGGCAGACAACCCAGUCCCUGUCAAGAAGAGAAAAUACCACCCCGACUUCAUCAAAUAUGGUUUUACAGAUAUAGAAGAGCAUGAAACCCUCCAAAAUGAAAGGCAUCUAGACACAAAUAUUUUUUGGGAGGCCUCACAAGAUUAAUUGAAGAAUGUAUGCAAGAAAAAGCACAUUGCGCAUCAUACGUAGUGGCCCAGCGCAUUUCUAAGUGCAAAAAAGCCCACAGAGGAUCUCAUGCUCCCUGCUGUGGUUGAUAUGUGCACUGGAAUCUUGGGAGAGUCAGCCGCCAACAAACUUAAAACCAUACCCCUAUCCAAUGACACCAUGAGGAGGAGAAUCCAGGACAUGUCUGAGGACAUAACGCACUAGACAUCAGAGCGCAUCAGUGCAAAUGGCCAGUACGCACUGCAGCUUGAUGAAUCUAAUGGUCUAUGUCAGACACGUCUGUGAUAAUAACUUUUAGGAGCAGUUCCUUUUUAGUGCUGAUUUGCCCACAACCACCACUGCAGAGGCUGUCUUUAACACAAUGGAUAUGUACCUGGGCUCCGUGGGACUGGCCUGGGAUGGGUGCAUUGGUGUGACCACUGAUGGGGCAGCUGCCAUGACGGGAAAGUUCUCCGGAGUAGUAAAGCGGCUCCUGGAGCGAGAACCGAGUGCGACGUGGAACCACUGCUUCCUACACAGGGAGGCAUUGGCAGCGAAGGACAUGAUGCAUUGAGCUCCACGCCACUCUCCAGGAUGUGAUCAAGUGUGUCAACUACAGUAUAUCAAAAAGAGUUCCACGAAAACCAGGUGUUUUCAGGCCUUCUGCAGGGAUAAGGGGAGCGAGCACCAGCAGGUGCUUUAUCAUGCAGAGGUCCGCUGGCUUUCCAGGGGUAAAGUAUUGGGUCACAUUUAUGAGCGUUGAGCGGAGAUUGCUGCAUUUCUUUCGGAAAAACAAGUCACCUCUGGCCGAACAUUUCGAUUGUGAGGAAUGGCUCGUGCAGGUUGCCUACCUGGUGGAUAUUUUUUAUCAUCUGAAUUUGCUCAAUGUGUCAAUGCAAGGGGAAGGGGGCACAAUCGAUUUAAACAAAGGGACAAAGAGGAUGCCUUCAAGAUGAAGCUUACCGUUUGGGCAAAUCAUGUUUCUAAUGGAAGGAUUGACAUGUUUCCCAAUGCUGAUUACGAGAUUCAGAAUCUGAUCAACAAAGCGCAUGGCGACACACUGAAAAAAACAGUUAAACAGCAUCUUAUCAAGCUGCAGGGAAAGUUUUGCGACUACUUCCCGGAAGAGAACAGGAGACAAGACGACUGAAUGCGGGAGCCCUUUCGAGUGGAGAUGGGAAGCGUCACGUUGCCAAGCAACGAAGAGGAUCAGCUGGUGGAGCUGUCAUUUGUUUGUGGACUGUGCAUGCGCUUCUUGGAAAUGACAUUCCCACAGUUCUGGUGCAGCGUAGUGGGAGAGUAUCCUGCUCUCACCUGUCAUGCAAUCAGAGUCACACUACCUUUCAGCACUACCUAUCUAUGCGAGUGGCUUCUCUGCUACAGCUCUGCUGAAAACAAAAAUCAGAAACAAACUGGACACCCAGCAUGACCUCCUAGUUGCCCUGUCCACCAUCACCCCAGACCUUGAUAAACUGAUCAAACUGAAGAAACAUCCCAGCUUUCCCACUGAUAGGCCACACACACACACACACACAAACACAUACACACACACAAUAAAUGUUGGGUCGCGACUCAAUUGUCAUUGUCAAAACAUUUAUGUUAAACUAAUGGCUGUAUCUUGGUGUCUAUGAUUGACAUGACUAACAUAACAUAACACAAAGCCAAUGUCUGUUCCUCUCUAAAGGACCAGAAGGAUCGCAUCUACUCCACAGUGAAGUCCAGGUCCACGUCAGCAACAGUGAACAACCUUAAGCCCAGCACUGCCUACGUGUUCCAGAUCCGAGCCUUCACAGCGGCCGGCUACGGCACCUACGGACCCCGGCUGGAGGUCACCACAAAGGAGGAGGCCUCAGGUACCAGCAGAACACAUGCAUGGGCGUGCACACACACACACACACACACACACACACACACACACACACACACGCACGCACACACAUGCACACAUAAGCACACACACACUAGAGAUGAUUAGUGUGUUCAGACCUUCAUCGAGUUACUUCAUCUCAUAGCUCAAUUUUUCCCAUUUACAAAUAUGGUUGAGGAUCGUCCACAAGGAGCAGUAGGUCUCAACUAAAGUGGCAGGGCUCAGAAAUCAUUGCUGUCCUUUGUCGCUGGUGUUUAUAUAGCAACUGUACUCACUUGAUUUAAAAUGCAUGAGUUCUCCCAGUCAUACACCAUUUGCACUGACAGCAGAAAGUGCCAUGGCACCCAUUCCUUUGAGCAAUUGGUGGUUUGUCAAUGCAAAUAGUCUAGCAGUGUAUGUGUCUCUGAAUAGGAGACAAUUCAACCUGAAUGUGUCAUUGUUUCAGAAGAAGGGCACCAGCAUUACCAUCUGGGACUAUUAAGCCCACUUUCUGAAACAGUGGAGCCGUGCAUGCAGAGGCUAGAAAUAGAACUAGCCACCCUUGUCUCUGUGGUAAAGGGCGAGAAGGGGGUUAUCAGUCUCCCUGCUCACUCCUCAUUGGUUCUAUUAUGCCCUGUAGAUUCCAACGCCUGAUGUGCUGAAAGUUCACACUGUGUGCCCUUUGUCUGUGUGUGUGUGUGUGUGUCUGCUUGCGUGUGUGUGUCCCUCUCCAAGCAGCCACCAUUGUCUCCAGCGAGCAGAAUCCCGUCAUCAUCAUCGCGGUGGUAGCCGUGGCGGGGACCAUCAUCCUGGUCUUCAUGGUGUUCGGCUUCAUCAUUGGGAGAAGGUACGCUCUCGCGGGCCCCAUUGACUCUCCGCUGCUGUGAGUCUCUGCUUGUCAAUUAGCCUUUCUGUCACUCACUGGCCUCCAUAGCCGUGGAGUCAGGCCACCACACACCACACAUACCCAUCAUCUGUGGCAUGCUGUGCUAAUGGUUUGUGAUGCAUCAUUUUCCAGUCCUCACACUGUGAAGAAAAACUGAUCCUAUUUUUUGCAUGUCUUUUUUGUUGUUGUAAUGGAUCCAUUAUAGAGACAAGAGUACUCUAAAAUGAAAGGUUUUUGCUCAUAUUUCUGUGUGCGUGCGAGUGAGAGGGUGAUGGUGAGGGUGAGUGUGUGUCCGUGCGUGCGUGUCCGUAACUGUGUGUUUGUGUAUGUGUAUGUGUGUGUGUGUGUGUGUGUGUGUUACAUCUGUGGUGUUAUACAGUAAUACACUCAGGUAGGAUGAAGUACGGUCUAGCAAUGCCUCUAGCCAUCUCCUACCAGAGCCACUCUCUUGUGUGUCAGUCACCAUUACCACCAUUCCCUGGUGCACUCCUCCAAUGACGCUUCAUUAAUAUAUGGAUAGCAUUUCAUCACAGCAUGCCUUACAUGGGGGUAGAGACUUGUACACGUGGGAUUUCUAUAUCCAUUUGACUUAUUAACCUGCAUGUCAACCAUUUGUUACUUGAUGUUUCCCAUCCAUCCAUUUUUCACUUUGCUAGGAAACAAUAUUGUAUAGUGCAAUUAAUGACCUGCUUGAGGGUGCAUUCAAUACAUCAUUGUUACACAUUAAUAUUACAAGGAAUGCUGAACAGUCUUUUACAGAGUACAGGAUAUAGUAGUACCACAGGAGGGUAUUUUAGUUCAACAUCAGCAGCCAAACAUUGUUCCCAUACCUCUCAGCUGGUACUGUAUCUGUAUAGACUUGUUAUGCACCGCCAGCAUUAUGGCUUUGCUGCAUUAAGAUUCUAGCAAAACAGACCAUUCUACCUUCUGCCUCUGCCCAAUCAGUUGAUUGUGUGUCCGUCUACCUCUCUCCCUCUCAGACACUGUGGCUACAGCAAGGCGGACCAGGAAGGAGACGAGGAGCUGUAUUUCCAAUGUGAGUCCCUUCUUUCCCCAUCAGCUUACACACACACAUUGAAACAUCUCAAUUAAAGCACGGGCCUGCCGUGCCACGGGAAAUGGGUCCAACAACAAGGCCCCCACGCCGUAAUGUUUUAUCCCUUUCAUUUGAUAGGUUGUUAUUCUAACGAAAGAUGGGAACAAUCACACUAGCAUCUGUUUGGGAUUUAAUGGACAAAUCUGUUGAGAUGAAGACAUUAGGCCUAGUUCCAAACUGCAAAUACAUGAAUAUGAGAGUUGUCAGAGAGCGUGAGCCAGGGCUGAGCUGAAAGCGAUAAGUCUUCUUAAAAAAUGUAAAAGCCUAACUUUUCAGGCACUUUGGUGUGCUAGGAGUAUACUGUUGGCCUCCUGGUGUUCCUCGGAGUAGAGUUGUAGAUGUACACACACAUUCACUCUAUCCUAAGGUUCUCUUUCUACGCUUCUUUAACCAACACACACUGACACACACCACCCCGUCCUAAUGAUGUCCCUGGAGAUGCAGCCGCAGACAUCUUCCCAAGCGAAGCCGUAAUGAUCUGUUGCUGUAGGCAAACUGCUGAUUUGGAAACAAAGGUUCAGGGUGUCGCAUGGCCACGGCGGUAGAAAGAAAGUUCCACGGUCCUCGGCUGCUAAGUAUCUGAAAGAUCAAGCUGUAGGAAGGCACGGGUCCUCUUGCUAAAAACACUGGGUGAUGAAAACACAAACAACAGAGCUCCGCUGUUGUUGGGCCUAAUAGAGGGACUUGCUCUACAAUAUUAAAUGAGGAAACGCUGCCAGGGCGACAGAAGCCAGAUAGUGCGUGAAUUCAACAUGUAGGCUUAAUUUGUCCGCUGUGUAGCGCGGGAAGUCGUGAUAAGACGUCUCCCUAUCAGAUUCAGUGACAGCUUGGAUGGACGAAGCAAUUAUAGGAGCGAGUGGAGGGAAAUAUCCACUGCCAUCGCUGGAGCUCCUAGCUGGAAAACAAUGCAUAGUGUUUGUUAGUGGCUAGGCCAAUAUGGCUUUCCAGGAAAAGAGGAUAUUGCAGAAUCUUUUUAUUCUGUUUGUCAUUAUUGAGCCUAGCGCUGAUUAGUAAUUUAAUUAUGGUGUUUUGAUGUGUCUGUUUUCCUUGUAUGUUAUUGUCUUCCACUAUGUGCAUCUCAUUAAAUAGCUUGUGGUAUUGAAGUUGACAGGUUAUGUUGUAAUUAGCGGGAAUUUGAUAUGAACAAAUUAGGUCAGCGGAACACACUCAUUUACCAUAACAGUGUAAUUUAUUAGUGUGGCGUUAUAUACAUGAGAAUAACUAUACCGCUUCUUUUUAAAGCAGUUUUUUUCUCAAACCACGGUCAGCUAAAUGCUUAUUUUUCUUUGUACUACGCAUUUCCCUUAUGUGUGCAUGAAUAUGUAUGAGUCAUUCCAGGAUCAUUGUGCUACUAUUUUAUGGUGAUACAUGAUUCAAAACAUGUACUCGUUAUACUGAUCUAACUGUGAUAUAACUACAGUCACCAUUACCUGGGCAGCAUGAUUCAGAAGGUUAUCAAGCCACAGAAACGACCAUAAGAAAAUAACUGCCGUUCAUGACUGGCAUUCCAGUAUGUCAGGGCCUGCCUACCAUACUUUUCAUUCACUGGCAGAGCUUGACAGACUGAGCUAGCUCCUAAACUUGCUCAGUAUAGCAGACAACCUUGGCAGUAAAUCCCAUUCCGGGCUGCUCAAAUCUAUGUUGGUCCUUUGUGAGGAGGUUGAGAAGAAAAUAUAAUAACAUUUUCAUUUCUAUUGGAGGAAAAAUAAAAAAGGAGAAAAUAAUAUAUGGCUGGUUUACUGUGUUUGUAGAAAGAGCUUUUGACACAGGUGCUUUCCAUCAGCUGGCUGUUUAGCAAUUCCUUCUGAAUGGUUACCCUUGGUAAUGGUGUGCCUGUCAAGCGCCCGGUCGGCCCGGCACGCUUUAUGCAUAUUUAAUCGUAACAGUAAUCCCCUUACCUUUCUACAGUUAAAUUUCCAGGCACCAAAACAUACAUUGACCCUGAAACCUACGAGGACCCGAACAGGGCUGUCCAUCAAUUUGCCAAGGAGCUGGACGCUUCGUGCAUUAAGAUUGAGCGAGUUAUUGGAGCAGGUGAGUCUGGCUGGUGUCUCCCAGCUCGCUCUGUUUAGUCAUACCAUACACUCAUACAUCACAAUGACAGCCACAUAUUUACACUUUGAAUUGGGACACGGUUUAUCCUCGCCGUAUAUUGAUAGCUCAAUUGCAAAAAGCGGGGAAAAGUUCAUUGCAGUUAAUGUGUGGGCCUGCAUCUUUUUUAAAGGUAAGACAAUAGCAAAGAUGCUUCACGGCUGAUAAAUUGUGCCUCAGUUUUAGAGAUGCGGUCAAUGAGAGUAUCUAUAUAUUCACAGCUUGAGCAUAACAAGAUGUCCUACUCCAAUUUAUUAUCUCGCGCAGCACAGCUGUUUUCUCUGAACAUACACUAAGCACUUGAUUGCUAGUUUUUCUUAAAGGGUCAUGACUCAUGACUGGUUUUGUCUCUUUGACUGUCUCACAGGAGAGUUUGGGGAGGUGUGUAGUGGACGGAUGAAGCUCCCAGGGAAACGGGACAUGUCAGUGGCCAUUAAAACCCUGAAGGUGGGCUACUCAGAGAAACAGAGGAGGGACUUCCUGUGUGAGGCCAGCAUUAUGGGCCAGUUUGACCAUCCCAAUGUAAUCCAUCUGGAGGGAGUGGUGACUAGAGGUAUGGACGGCAUUCUCUCUCAAACACACGUACGCACACACACACACACACACACACACACACACACACACACACACACACACACACACACACACAUACACACGCCUACAGCUGUAGCAAGAAAGUAAAGCAAGUGCACUCAAAGACCAUUCUUAAAGGUCACAUAAUAUGUACAUACACUAUAUACAACAGUAUGUGGACACCCCUUCAAAUUAGUGGAUUCGGCUAUUUCAGCCAAACCCGUUGCUGACAGGUGUAUAAAAUCGAGCACACAGCCAUGCAAUCUCCAUAGACAAACAUUGGCAGUAGAAUGGCCUUACUGAAGAGAUCAGUGACUUUCAACGUGGCACCAUCAUAGGAUGCCACCUUUCCAACAAGUCAGUUUAUCAAAUUUGAGCCAGGCCUAAAUGCCCAACAUCAGUGCCCAACGUCACUAAUGCUAAGGCUCUUGUGGCUGAAUGUAAGCAAGUCCCCGCAGCAAUGUUCCAAUAUCUAGUGGAAAGCCUUCCCAGAAGAGUGGAGGCUGUUAUAGCAGCAAAGGGGGGACCAUCUCCAUAUUAAUGCCCAUGAUUUUGGAAUGAGAUGUUCAACGAGCAGGUGUGCACAUACUUUUUUUGUUGUUGACCAAAAGUAUUAGUAAUGGACUUGUUUCCAUUCAGCCACAAGAGCAUUAGUGAGGUCGGGCACUGAUGUUGGGCAGUUAGGCCUGGCCAAAUUUGACAAACUGAAUGUCGAACGCAGUCGGCGUUCCAAUUCAUCCCAAAUGUGUUCGAUGAGGUUGAGGUCAGGGCUCUGUGCAUGCCAGUCAAGUUCUUCCACACCGAUCUUGACAAACCAUUUCUGUAUGGACCUCGCUUUGUGCAUGGGGGCAUUGUCAUGUUGAAACAGGAAAGGGCAUUCCCCAAACUGUUGCCACAAAGUUGGAAGCACAGAAUCGUCUAGAAUGUCAUUGUAUGCUGUAGAAUAAACAUUUCCCUUCACUGGAACUAAGUGGCAUAGCCCGAACCAUGAAAAACAGCCCCAGACCAUUAUUCCUCUUCCACCAAACUUUAUAGUUGGCACUAUGCAUAGAGGCAGGUAGCAUUCUCCUGGCAUCCCCCAAACCGAGAUUCGUCCGUCGGACUGUCAGAUGGUGAAGCAUGAUACAUCACUCCAGAGUCCCCUGUAGUCCCCUGUAGCUCAGUUGGUAGAGCAUGGCACUUGCAACGCCAGGGUUGUGGGUUCAUUUCCCACGGGGGGCCAGUAUGAAAAUGUAUGCACUCACUAACUGUAAGUCGCUCUGGAUAAGAGCGUCUGCUAAAUGUUUUUUUGUUUUAUAAUUUUUUUGUUUUAUUAUUAUUAUUAUUAAAUGUUUAAUUGUUUGGGGGGGUAGAUCAGCUUAAUAUUGCAGAUAGAUUGUAACUUCCAUCAAUGUAAUUGUCUGCAUCACUUCCAAUCCCCCAUGUUUUAUAUAUAUAUAUACACAUACACAUACAUAUAUAUAUAUAUAUAUAUAUAUAUAUAUAUAUAUAUAUAUAUAUAUAUACAUAUAUACACAUAUAAACACAUACAAACACACAUACAUACACACAUAGAUACAUACAUACAUAAAUACACAUACUUAUCCUUUAAAAAAUAUAUAUUCCCCUAUAUUACUUUCCAACCCCGCCACCCUUUCCCCACUUUGAAUAAACUAGUGAACAACAAUGCUUAGGCCUCUACUUCCAGCUUAUACUUACUAUCUACAUUUUAUGGACACAGUCAAUUUUACAAUAAUUAUAUUUUGUUUGUUUUUUCUCCUGAACUUCUUCUACUCUCAACCUCUCCGAUCAUUUUCAUGAUGUCCAUCCGGUUUGCUUCUAUAUGCCAUAUCUUUCUAACUGUGCUCUUUCACAAAAGCUCCCAACCUACAACCUAUAUACUUAUUAUGGACACAGUAUGCUUACAUUAUUAGUUAUCUUGUUAUUAUUUGUUGUUAGUUGUUAUUAGUCCCAUCCUUCAAUUCCAUUCAACACCUCCCAUCUAUCUCUUAACACCAUCCAUAUAGGAUUUAUAUUUGCCAUAUAUAUUUCAACUGUACUGUGUCUUACAAAAGUUCUGAACCUUUCUAUUCUCAUUGUUUCUACAGAUUGUGAAUUGAAAAUAAACAUUUUUGCUAAAAGUAUUAUUAUAUUAUUGAUCGAUUGACUAUGACUUUUCAGAUCACCCAGUAAUGCUUUCUGCAAGGUUAGCUCCAGGUAAAUAUUGCAAUCCUUUAGCCAUUCCUGGACCUGUGUCCAAAAACAAGCUACAAAUGGACAGUACCAAAACAAAUGAUCUAAUGAUUCUGUCUCUUCGCAGCAAAAUCUGCAGAGCUGGGAAGAUUGUAUCCCCCAUAUAAAUAACAUUAUAUUGGUAGCAAGAAUUUUAUAUAAUAAUUUAAAUUGAAAGAUUCUAAGUUUUGAAUCCGGUGUCGUUUUGCGUAUCAGUUCAUAAACACUAUGUCAUGGGAUCGGUACGUCAAAAAUCUCUUCCCAACUAUUUUGCAAUCUAUAUGGGACGGCUGUCAAUCCUUUGGUCCUUAAAUGAAACUGAUAUACUUUUUUAUUUAUCACAGUUUUCCUUAACCAAAUAUGUUCUUUAAUGCAAGGCCGACAGACAAGUUCCUUACUUUCUCCCCCUUCCACUUUCCUCUUGCAUUUUUGCGGUAAGGAUGCAAUUAUUUGGUUGUAAUUUUGGGUAGAGCAGACAUUUCCAUAUGUUUUUGUUAGCUGCAUGUGCGACAUAACUCCACCAGUCCUACCGAUGAUAUAAUUUACGAAGAUUAUACCUUUUUUAAACAUUCUGUCAAAAGGUUUUUGGUCAAUUAGUAUAUUUGAGUUUAACCACAAUAUUUGUUGCAUUAUUUGUUCUGUCGUUUCUGGAGGAUUAAAUUGAAAUUGCAACCAACUUUCUAUGGCUUGUUUUAGAAAUAGUGAUAUUUGGGAGAUGAUUUCCUUUUCAAAUAACUGAAAGUGAGUGGUUGUAAUCUGAAUAAAGGGGAAAAGGCCAUUCUUGAACAUUGGGUGAGACAAUCUUACUAAUUUGCUAGAGAACCAGUUCGGAUUUAAGUAUAACUUUUGUAUGUCUGAAGCUUUUAGUGAUAGGUCUAAUGCUUUAAUAUUUAAUAAUUUCUGUCCUCCAAAUUCAUAUUCAUUAUAUAAAUAGGCCUGUUUAAUUUUGUCUGGCUUCCCAUUCCAAAUAAAAUGGAAUCUUUUUUUCUCAUAUAAUUAAAAAAACUUUUUGCUAGGCUUAGGCAAGACCAUAAACAAAUAGGUAAACUGGGAUAAUACUAAAGAGUUAAUCAGGGUGAUUUUUCCACAAAUGGACAGGUAUUUACCUUUACAUGGUAGCAAGAUCUUAUCUAUUUUUGCUAACUUUUUAUUAAAAUGUAUUGAAGUGAGAUCAUUUAUUUCCUUUGGGAUAUGUAUUCCGAGUAUAUCCACAUCACCAUCAGACCAUUUUAUUGGUAAACUACAUAGUAAUGUAAAAAUUGUAUUUUUUUGUGAUCCAAUACGUAAUGUAUUUGUCAUAAUUUGGUUGUAAUCCAGAGAGGUUAGAAAAUGUAUCUAGAUCCUCUAUGAGGCUGUGGAGGGAUUCUAGUUGUGGAUUUAAAAGAAAACAUGAAUCAUCGGCGUACAAUGACAGCUUUGUUUUUAAGCCCUGGAUUUCUAAUCCCCUGAUAUUAUUGUUGGAUCUGAUUUUAAUAGCUAACAUCUCGAUGGCCACAAUAAAUAGAUAUGCCGAUAGUGGACAACCUUGUUUCACUCCUCUUGACAGUUUAACACUUUCUGAGAAAUAGCCAUAAUUUACUAUUUUACACCUAGGGUUACUAUACAUGAUUUUGACCCAUUUUAUAAGAGAUUCUCCAAAAUUGAAAUUCUCCAGGCAAAAUUAUCAAUGGAAAUCAAAUUUAUCAACCCAUGGAGGUCUGGAUUUGGAGUCACCCUCAAAAUUAAAGUGGAAAACCACACUACAGGCUGAUCCAACUUUGAUGUAAUGUCCUUAAAACAAGUCAAAAUGAGGCUCAGUAGUAUGUGUGGCCUCCACGUGCCUGUUUGACCUCCCUACAAUGCCUGGGCAUGCUCCUGAUGAGGUGGCGGAUGCUCUCCUGAGGGAUCUCCUCCCAGACCUGGACUAAAGCAUCUGCCAACUCCUGGACAGUCUGUGGUGCAACGUGGCGUUGGUGGAUGGAGCGAGACAUGAUGUCCCAGAUGUGCUCAAUUGGAUUCAGGUCUGGGGAACGGGCGGUCCAUAGCAUCAAUGCCUUCCUCUUGCAGGAACUGCUGACACACUCCAGUCACAUGAGGUCUAGCACUGUCUUGCAUUAGGAGGAACCCAGGGCCAACCGCACCAGCAUAUGGUCUCACAAGGGGUCUGAGGAUCUCAUCUCGGUACCUAAUGGCAGUCAGGCUACCUCUGGCAAGCACAUGGAGGGCUGUGCGGCCCCCCAAAGAAAUGCCACCCCACACCAUGACUGACCCACCGCCAAACCGGUCAUGUUGGAGGAUGUUGCAGGCAGCAGAACAUUCUCCACGGCGUCUCCAGACUCUGUCACGUCUGUCACAUGUGCUCAGUGUGAACCUGCUUUCAUCUGUGAAGAGCACAGGGUGCCAGUGGCGAAUUUGCCAAUCUUGGUGUUCUCUGGCAAAUGCCAAACGUCCUGCACAGUGUUGGGCUGUAAGCACAACCCCCACCUGUGGACGUCGGGCCCUCAUACCACCCUCAUGGAGUCUGUUUCUGACCGUUUGAGCAGACACAUGCACAUUUGUGGCCUGCUGGAGGUCAUUUUGCAGGGCUCUGGCAGUGCUCCUCCUGCUCCUCCUUGCACAAAGGCGGAGGUAGCGGUCCUGCUGCUGGGUUGUUGCCCUCCUACGGCCUCCUCCACGUCUCCUGAUGUACUGGCCUGUCUCCUGGUAGCGCUUCCAUGCUCUGGACACUACGCUGACAGACACAGCAAACCUUCUUGCCACAGCUCGCAUUGAUGUGCCAUCCUGGAUGAGCUGCACUACCUGAGCCACUUGUGUGGGUUGUAGACUCCGUCUCAUGCUACCACUAGAGUGAAAGCACCGCCAGCAUUCAAAAGUGACCAAAACAUCAGCCAGGAAGCAUAGGAACUGAGAAGUGGUCUGUGGUCACCACCUGCAGAACCACUUCUUUAUUGGGGGUGUCUUGCUAAUUGCCUAUAAUGUCCACCUGUUGUCUAUUCCAUUUGCACAACAGCAUGUGAAAUUUAUUGUCAAUCAGUGUUGCUUCCUAAGUGGACAGUUUGAUUUCACAGAAGUGUGAUUGACUUGGAGUUACAUUGUGUUGUUUAAGUGUUCCCUUUAUUUUUUUGAGCAGUGUAUAAACCCCAGUUGUACUUUAUCAAAUGCCUUUUCAAAGUCUGCUAUGAAUAGCAGGCCUGGUUUCCCAGAUUUUCCAUAGUGUUCUAUUGUUUCCAAUACUUGCCUUAUAUUAUCUCCAAUGUAUCGUCCAUGUAAAAAACCUGUCUGAUUAGAACGAACGAUGUCCGACAAUACCUUUUUAAUUCUAUGCGCUAUACAUUUUGCUAGAAUUUUUGCAUCACAACACUGAAGUGUAAGGGGCCUCCAAUUUUUUAAAUGGACUGGAUCUUUAUAUUUUCCACUUGUAUCCUGUUUCAGUAAUAAUGAGAUCAGACCUUCUUCUUGAUGUCAGAUAAUCUACCAUUUACAUAGGAGUGGUUAAAACAUGCUAAUAACGGUCCUCUUAGUAUAUCAAAAAAGGUUUGGUAUACCUCGACUGGUAUGCCAUCCAACCCUGGAGUUUUCCCGGACUUAAAGUAUUUAAUUGCACCCAGAAGUUCCUCCUCUGUAAUUUCACCUUCACAUUAGUCUUUCUGUAUGGCUGUUAAUUUUACAUUAUCAAUAGAAAAAAAAUCUCUACAAUUAGCUUCAGUUAGAGGAGAUGGAGGCGACUAAAAUGAAAACAUAUGCUUAAAGUACCUUGUUUCCUCCUUCAAAAUAUCAUUUGGUGAAUAAUGGGUGACUCCGUCAAUUGUAACCAGUUAUUUUUGGUAGCAUUCCUAUGUUGAAGAUUAAAAAAGAAUUUUGUGCAUUUUUCCCCAUAUUCCAUCCAGUUUGCUUUAUUUUUAUAAUAUAUUACACUUGAUCUUUCUUGAAUAAGUUUCUCCAUUUCUUUUUGUUUUUCCUCUAAUUUAUUCUGAGCCUCUAUGUUACCGUUUUUAUUGCCAUCUAUCUGUUCUGUUAGACUUUCUAUUUCCUUUGUUAGUAUAAACUCUUUUGACCUAAAUUGCUUUUGUUUUCGAGAUGAGUACUGAAUUGCAUGGCCUCUAAAGGCACAUUUAAAGGUUUCCAUACAAUAAGGGGAUUUGCUGUACCUAUGUUAUGUUGGAAAAAGUCAAUUAUAAAUUCCUCUGUCCUAGUUAAAAAUAAAUUAUCAUCCAAUAGGCUUUGAUACAAUUUCCAAUAUCCUCUCCCACGUGGAAAUUCAGUAAGAGUAAUGUAUAUGCCAAUUAUAUGAUGGUCCGACCGCAUUCUGUCCCCUAUCAACAUUUUUUAAACUUUUGGUGCCAUCGAGAAUGAGUUAAGAAAGAAGUCAAGACGACUAGCUUGAUUGAGUCUCUGCCAUGUAUAUCUCACUAAAUCAGGAUAUUUAAGCCUCCAUAUAGCUACUAGUUCUAAUGUAUCCAUGACAUUCACGAUUUCCUUAAGAGCAUGUGGGUGAUUGUUUGUGGUGUGAUUUCCUUUACGGUCCAUUGAGCUAUUUAAAACAGUAUUAUAAUCCCCCACCAUAAUAAUAUUGUCUUGAAUUGCUUGCAGGGUUGAUAAUUUAUUAUAUAUAUUGUCAAAGAAGUGUGAAUCAUCAUUAUUUGGUCCGUAAAGGUUAAUGAGCUGUAUCUGUUUAUGGUCCAAUAACAUAUUUAAAAUAAUCCAUCUACCUUGCGUAUCUAUUUGGACAAUUUGCACAUUCGGAUCGAAAUUACUAUUAAUUAAUAUCAUCACCCCUUUUGAAUUUCUUUGCCCAUGGGAGUAGUAUAUUUGCCCCCCCCAUUUCUUUGUCCACGCAACUUCAUCUAGAAUUGUUGAAUGAGUUUCCUGUAAACAAUAGAUAUUAUAUUCCUUCUCUUUGAGCCAUGUAAAUAUUGUUCUUCUUUUGUUAUUAUCAGCUAAGCCAUUACAAUUAUAACUGGCUAUACUUAUUUCACCAUACACCAUAAUGAGGUAAAAGUUUCAAGUCUAUUUAUCAUUAUAUAUGUUUGUAAAUGUACCAAUAAAAAAUACCGUAAUGAUUGAGUGUCCAUAUAGCUGUACCAUGAUAUUUGCAUUGCUACUAAGUAACCCUUCAAUUGUUCUCCACUAAUUCCCCCGCUAAAGCCCCUCCCCAUCCCAAGUUGAGCCGUCAUCCCAGUGAUCGGCAACCCACCCACGUCUGCUAAAUUACUUAAAUGUUAAAAUGUUAGAACGCGUUUCCGCUGCUCCAGAGUCCAAUAGUGGCGAGCUUUACACCACUCCAGCCGACACUUGGCAUUGUGCAUGGUGAUCUUAGGCUUGUGUGCUGGUGCUCAGCCAUGGAAACCCAUUUCAUGAAGCUCCCAACGAACAGUUCUUGUGCUGACAUUACUUCCAGAGGCAGUUUGGAACUCAGAUGAUUUUACGCGCUACGCGCUUCAGCACUCGGCGGUCCCAUUCUGUGAGCUUGUGUGGCCUACCACUUCGCGGCUGAGCCGUUGUUGCUCCUAGACAUUUCCACUUCACAAUAACAACACUUACAGUUGACCGGGGCAGCUCUAGCAGGGCAGAAAUUUUACGAACUGACUUGUUGGAAAGGUGGCAUCCUAUGACGGCGCCAUGUUGAAAGUCACUGAGGCCAUUGUACUGCCAAUGUUUGUCUAUGGAGAUUGCAUGGCUGUGUGCUCAGUUUUAUACAGCUGUCAGCAACAGGUGUGGCUGAAACAGCCGAAUCCACUAAUUUGAAGGGGUGACCACAUAGUUUUGUAUAUAUAGUGUAUCUGAUUGAAUUGGCCUUGCUCACUGUUCUACAUUUUCUAAUUUAGACAGCCUAAUAUAAGGAGCAGAUGUUAACACUUAAUUACAAACCAAUGAAACAAAUAUUACACUGAGACGUAAAUGUAUUUUAGCAGGCCGUUAAUAGACAUUUGCAAGUAGCAAGCCAUAUUUUUGUGUCAAAUAAUGGAAUGUGUCACCCUUGUUUUCAGGAAAACCGGUGAUGAUUGUGAUUGAAUAUAUGGAAAAUGGCUCAUUAGAUGCUUUCCUCAGGGUGAGUACCUUUCAAUGCAUUCAAAUGGCAACUCCCUAACCAGUUAUACAUGUAUAAUACAGUAUGUUCGCAUUAAGAGUUCCUUAUUCUAUAAAUAAUAGCACUGCAAUCUUGCUUAGCUGACUGUUUUCCUCUGUUGUGUACAGAAACACGAUGGUCAGUUCACAGUGAUCCAGUUAGUGGGGAUGCUGCGGGGCAUAGCAGCAGGGAUGAGAUAUCUCUCCGACAUGGGGUAUGUCCAUCGAGAUCUGGCUGCACGAAACGUACUUGUCAACAGCAAUCUCGUAUGUAAAGUGUCUGACUUCGGCUUGUCAAGAGUGAUCGAUGACGAUCCCGAGGCUGUCUACACAACAACGGUGAGUCAAUUAAACCAGACCCGUAUUGCUUUCCCUGCCUAGACUCCCUGAGCUCUCUCUGAAUACCCAAAUCAAGCCAACAGCCAAUGCAUGGGAAUGGAGUAGAAAAUACGCAUGCAUACCCAUGCAUGUCUGGGCCUAGUUAUUCAAUAUGCAAAGCCUGCAGUCUCUUUGGUAAAGUUUUAGCUUUAAAUGUUUGGAAGUUUUGCUGAUCCUGUGUGCAAAGUUGUAACUCUAUUCUAAUUGAUGUUUUAGGGGAAGAUGCAGGAUAUAAUGAAUUUGAUCUUUACUCCAGCCACUGACCUGCAUUUUACUGAACAGGGCGGAAAAAUACCUGUUCGAUGGACAGCAAUGGAAGCCAUCCAGUACCGUAAAUUCACUUCCGCUAGUGAUGUGUGGAGUUAUGGCAUUGUCAUGUGGGAGGUCAUGUCCUAUGGGGAACGGCCUUACUGGGACAUGUCCAAUCAAGAUGUGAGUUGUUCUCUUACAUGAAGUCAAUCAUUCACCAAAUACAUGUCAGGUUUUGCAUGUUGCUCAGAGACUGGCUAUCAUAUUACCCAGGGGUUAACAGAGUUAGCAGAAUUCUUAGGACUGAUUUAAAUGUGGGCCACAAUUACUAUUCAGAGUUGAAUGAGGAGGAUUGUUAGGUAUUAAUUAAUUAUGUUUUUAUAUGAUAAUAUAAAGAAAGAGACUAGAUACUUGGCAUACAAAAUACUUUUUUGACUUCAAAACGGCUUUUAACCUUUAUAAUGAGUUAUGAUAAUGUAACCUUAUUUGUCAGAGUUCAAUAAUGCCAGAGCUAUCUACUUAGUCAUAUAGAACUUUCAGUUUUAGCUGCAGUCGUUGCUUUGUUUCAGCUAAAUUGGAACAGAUGAACAUUGCAAAUCUGUUCAUCAUGCUGAUCGUAAAAGUGGCUAUAGAGGAGUUUGGCCGCCGAUUUGAACAUCAGUAACUAUGAUACUUUAGUAGUAAAAUGGUUUAAUUUGCCACUGUUUGCAAGUACUUGUCUGAAAGAUGCUCCAGUGGUAGUUUUCUCCCGUGGCGAAGUUAAAGAUGAUAUAAUCCAGUAGGACAAACAGUCUUCUCCUCAGCAGAAAGACUAAAUAGGAUUAUAUUACUCUCAGCACUUCCUAAUGGGAAGCCUGCUGAUUGAACAAUCAGCUGUUAGAAAUGCUAAACAUGAUUGGCUAUUGAAGUAGCGUGGAUGACGUUCGGCUGCUUGACAGGCAUCAAUGUCAGAGAUUACAGUUCCUCUGUCAAGAUGUUGGCAAACAGCUCCUUUGAAACUUUUUAUUUUGUAGCUCAGUCUUGUUUGAAUAGCCCUGACAGGAAUAACAGAUGAAUAUGUGCAGAAAAUAAACAAACUCACAUUCCCCGAAUAGCGGAAGAGACGGUUGCAUCUCAAAUCUAAGGUGCCCAUUGCCCCUAAUGUUUAAUGUUCUCACGCCAUUGACUUUCAAUGGACUUUGUUUUAAACUAUUGACACAGUGAGAAUAGAUGUAGCUUUAAGGAUAUGCAGCUGCGUUUAUUUUCAUUAUUCAUUAGACCUGUGUAAAUGCAGUCUAUUGAUGAGACAUAAAGUAUAAACAAUAUGAAGGAUGCAUCUAAGGGAAAACAGAGCCACUGUUUGCUUAAUUAAUUUCAAUCAGGUCUAUUUGUACAGUAUGACAGGCAUGGGCAGGUGUUCUAGAGACCCAUCUCUGUGCCAUAGAGGGACACUAGGUGCUCCUCUCAAUAUCUUCUAAUUUGGGUCCUGCUACUCUGGGUCCUUGGGUCUCACCAUCAUCUUAACAAGCUGAGACUGAGUGAUCACAUCUGGUUUGGCCUGUUUUUCCUCAAAGCACCACUUCUGUAAAUAGGGAACCACACAAGACUUGUACUGACACUUCCUGUUUACAAACAUCUUGAUUAGAGGAUGAAAUGGAAAUGAACUCUAGUAAAUGGUGACUGUUAAUGUGGUGGUAAUGGUGGUGGUAAUAUCCCUUAAAGACUUGCCUGUGUUUUGGUUUUCCCAGGUGAUAAAGGCUAUAGAAGAGGGGUACCGCCUCCCUGCUCCCAUGGACUGCCCUCCAGGCCUGCACCAGCUAAUGCUGGACUGCUGGCAGAAAGACAGGGCCGAUCGACCCAAAUUUGAUCAAAUAGUUGGCAUCCUUGAUAAGAUGAUUCGCAAUCCCAAUACCUUGAAAACCCCAGUGGGAACCUGCACGAGGUAAGGAAAGCUUGUCUCAUUAAACCCUAUAACUAAGCACUACAAAGCUCCAAUGGAAUAAAUUAUUAGCUUCAGUUAUUACAUUUCACCAUGUUAGCUGUAAGACUAUGGAAGUACAGUGAGGGAAAAAAGUAUUUGAUCUCCUGCUGAUUUUGUACGUUUGCCCACUGACAAAGACAUGAUCAGUUUAUUAUUUUAAUGGUAGGUUUAUUUGAAAAAUCCUAAAAAAAAACACAUGUCAAAAAUGUUAUGAAUUGAUUUGCAUUUUAAUGAGGGAAAUAAGUAUUUGACCCCUCUGCAAAACAUGACUUAGUACUUGGUGGCAAAACCCUUGUUGGCAAUCACGGAGGUCAGACGUUUCUUGUAGCUGGCCACCAGGUUCGCACACAUCUCAGGAGGGAUUCUGUCCCACUCCUCUUUGCAGAUCUUCUCCAAGUCAUUAAGGUUUAGAGGCUGACGUUUGGCAACUCAAACCUUCAGCUCCCUCCACAGAUUCUCUAUGGGAUUAAGGUCUGGAGACUGGCUAGGCCACUCCAGGACCUUAAUGUGCUUCUUCUUGAGCCACUCCUUUGUUGCCUUGGCCGUUUGUUUUGGGUCAUUGUCAUGCUGGAAUACCCAUCCACGACCCAUUUUCAAUGCCCUGGCUGAGGGAAGUUCUCACCCAAGAUUUCACGGUACAUGGCCCCGUCCAUCGUCCCUUUGAUGCGGUGAAGUUGUCCUGUCCCCUUAGCAGAAAAACACCCCCAAAGCAUAAUGUUUCCACCUCCAUGUGGGGAUGGUGUUCUUGGGGUCAUAGGCAGCAUUCCUCCUCCUCCAAACAAGGCGAUUUGAGUUGAUGCCAAAGAGCUCGAUUUUGGUCUCAUCUGACCACAACACUUCCACCUAGGUCUCCUCUGAAUCAUUCAGAUGUUCAUUGGCAAACUUCAGACGGGCCUGUAUAUGUGCUUUCUUGAGCAGGGGGACCUUGCGGGCGCUGCAGGAUUUCAGUCCUUCACGGCGUAGUGUGUUACCAAUUGUUAUCUUGGUGACUAUAGUCCCAGCUGCCUUGAGAUCAUUGACAAGAUCCUCCCGUGUAGUUCUGGGCUGAUUCCUCACCGUUCUCAUGAUCAUUGCAACUCCACGAGGUAAAAUCUUGCAUGGAGCCCCAGGCUUAGGGAGAUUUACAGUUAUUUUGUGUUUCUUCCAUUUGCGAAUAAUCGCACCAACUGUUGUCACCUUCUCACCAAGCUGCUUGGCGAUGGUCUUGUAGCCCAUUCCAGCCUUGUGUAGGUACUGUACUCCUGAGUGGCGCAGUGGUCUAAGGCACUGCACCGCAGUGCUAACUGUGCCACUAGAGAUCCUGGUUCGAAUCCAGGCUCUGUCGCCGCCGACCGGGAGACUCAUGGGCGGCGCACAAUUCGUCCAGGGUAGGGGAGGGAAUGGCCGGCAGGGAUGUAGCUCAGUUGAUAGAGCAUGGCGUUUGCAACGCCAGGGUUGUGGGUUUGAUUCCCACGGGGGGCCAGUAUAAAAAAAAUAUGUAUACACUAACUGUAAGUCGCUCUGGAUAAGAGCGUCUGCUAAAUGACUAAAAUGUAAAUGUCUACAACCUUGUCCCUGACGUCCUUGGAGAGCUCUUUGGUCUUGGCCAUGGUGGAGAGUUUGGAAUCUGAUUGAUUGAUUGCUUCUGUGGACAGGUGUCUUUCAUACAGGUAACAAGCUGAGAUUAGGAGCACUCCCUUUAAGAGUGUGCUCCUAAUCUCAGCUCGUUACCUGUAUAAAAGACACCUGGGAGCCAGAAAUCUUUCUGAUUGAGAGGGGGUCAAACACUUAUUUCCCUCAUUAAAAUGCAAAUCAAUUUAUAACAUUUUUGACACGCUUUUUCUGGAUUUUUUUGUUGUUAUUCUGUCUCUCACUGUUCAAAUAAACCUACCAUUCAAAUUAUAGACUGAUCAUUUAUUUGUCAGUGGGCAAAUGUACAAAAUCAGCAGGGGAUCAAAUACUUUUUUCCCUCACUGUAUGUUUUAUUUAUUUUUAUUUCACCUUUAUUUAACCAGUUGAGAUGUAUUGCUUCUUCAUAUGUUUUUCCAAUGGAGCUACAUUAGUGGACAAUCCAAAGCAUCCAGCGGUUGAUUUAUCCACAGGAGUUCACAGAUGAAAGAUAAAUCCCGGAGAAUCAAUAAGCCAAAGCAGCUUCCAUGGCUUUAUGGUCAAUAGCAGGGCUUUUAAAUCAAUCCCUGUAAUGAGUUCCUGGGGUUUUUAAGUGCUGUGGGAACUCUGGACCCCUCUGGGACAUUUGUCAAAUUAAUUCUAUUUACAGUCAGAACACAAUCUCCCUGGGUGAGAUUGAGAAUGUAACCCAAAAAAAAAACUGUUAAAAAGUGCUUCCGUUUUUGGAGGCCAUUUGUGGGGGUUUGAAGCGAAAAUUGCCUUCCAUCUGAUGUUGAGGGUUUUUGAUAGUUACUUAGCACACAUAUUUGCCUGAAAAAGAGGAUCAGAUAGCGUAGUCACUUUUGAAUUUGACAUCGAUUGAAAUGUUCUAAAUGUGUUAAUUUCUUUUUCACAUGCAAUUUACUGUUACCCUGGGAUGUCUUUGGCUGUCUUUGUGUUUUGCUCCCGGCUCAAUUUGUGUUUGUUGUGGGAAUGUUUCCGUUUUCGCAUGAGACGUUAAUGUCUUCCUCUUGCUCAUCCAACAGACCGAUUAGUCCCCUGUUAGAUCAGAGCACACCAGACUUCACUACUUUCCGCUCGGUUGGGGAGUGGUUGGAGGCCAUCAAGAUGGAGAGAUACAGAGACAACUUCACCGCCGCUGGCUACAGCUCACUGGACUCUGUGGCCAGGAUGUCAAUCGAGUAAGGAACCUGAACUUUAAAACACUUGUAGAGGUCAAAGCCAACAUAGCCAGUUCUGGAGAGUUGUCAUAUAAUUAUUGUCUCAUACAAUAUCCUUGGACAUGGCAGUACUGCAUUUUUAUUUUAUCAUUGUGAUUCAUAAACAAGCCUGUCAUGUUUCCAGAUUCCCCUCUCCUCUAUUUUCCAUUAAUGAAAUACCUGGUGCUGCUAUAAAUCAUGAGAUGAUUUGAGCCUCUCUGUUGUACACUGCUGUGAUUUAUGAUUGGCCGUCUUGUCUUGCAGGGAUGUGAUGAGCUUGGGGAUAACUUUAGUUGGCCAUCAGAAGAAGAUCAUGAGCAGCAUACAGACUAUGAGAGCCCAGAUGCUGCAUCUCCAUGGCACGGGCAUCCAGGUGUGAUCACGGACUACAGUGCCCCCUGUGGACGGGCUAUCUAGAGCAGCGCUAAGGCAAAACCUCCCAGGAUAAUCAAUGAAAAUCAUGUGACGUGACGUCGUCACCUAUUUGACAAUUUUUUCCGGAUGUUUUGGAAUAAAAUAAUUCCUUUGAUCCUUGCCGAAGGAUUUAACCCCUCUUUAGAACGUGGACUAAGGAGAGAAUGAGAGAAUACUACCUGAACAUGGAUGCCGAACUUAAAACGCUCUGAGGAACUCUCAACCACAUAUCAAAUAGAGAUGGAGCUUUGGAUUUUGAUACGUAUUACCUUGUUCUUUUAUCCUUGUGAAUGAUUUUAUUUGUGCACCAUGAAAAUGGAUUUCACUUAAAAAAAGGAAAAAGAAAAAAAAAUUCAAACAAUUUGCGGUGGUUUUUCAGUAUUUUCUUUUCUAGUUUGUUCAUUUUAUUAGUGCCACAGUGAUAUGGUGUGGUGCGUACAGUAAUCUUUCAUUUUUAUUUUCCAGUUUUUCUAUUUUGGACUUGACAACAGGGUAAACUUUCCCAUCCAAAAGGAUGAAAAUGGUGUCUGAACAUUUUGGUGGAAAUGAUUUAGAGGUACUUUGACCAGUUUGUCUUGAGACACUACUGGCUGUUUUAACUGUUUGCAGUGAGUUGUGUUUUUUCUUCCUGAUGUUUUUGAAGUGAAAAAUGGUAUCCUGCACCUCAGAUAAGUGACUUCAGAGAUAGUAGUAUUCUCUUGGUCGUUUGAUGCUUACAGGAGUGCUUUGCUGUAUGCAUUUUUCUGAACACAGAUGCUCACAUUUUAUGAUGAAAAAUCACAUUUCAAAUUUGUAUGUAGGAAUUUUGAAACAGUAUGAUACCAUCCAUUCAAAUCGAUUUAAGAUUGAUCACAACUUUUAUAUCUAAUAUCAAGCAUCAAAGUGGCAAUAUUCUUUACAUGUUCAUGUUUACCACAUUAAUCAUUUGAUCUUAUUGUCCAAUUUGCUUUCAAUCUGAACUCUGUUUUUCAUUGUUUAAUUGUUUAAUUGAAAGUUUCCAGAUAGCUCUAUAGAAAGAUUGUAUUGAAACUUAAUGAGAUGACUCGAUCCACCGGAAAUAGUGUUGCCAUUGAAAUACCCCCCCCCCAAAAAAUGUUGCAGCAAACAGUAUUUGUUUAGUAUUUCGGUGAAUACAGUGGUUAAGGGUGAAUCUAUGAAAUGUUGUGUACGUUCUUUCUAGAAGUAAUAAUGCCUUAAAAUGUGUUAGACUAAUGUAUUGCAAUUAUUUUUAGGCACUUCAAUGGCAAUGUUUUUUGCGGUUCAAUGAGACAUGUCUUGUGUAGGUUUGAAUGGAAAGGUUCCCCAUUUUCUUUGUGGUAUCCUUUCAUGCAGGAUAACGUUUAUUGUCACGAAUCUUGCCCUGGAUGCAGAACUGGGCAGUUUCUGCUACAUGGUCCAGCUGCAAAGUCCAAAUUGGCUAUAUCAUAAAGAUUCAUGAAAACAAACAUUAGCUUUUUGGUCUUAAUUUAAGGUUAGGGUUAGCAGUGUGGUUAAGGUUAGGGUUAAGGUUAGAGUUAGGUUUAAAAUCAGAUUUUAUUACUUUGUGGCUGUGCCAGCUAGUGACCACCCUGCAGAGCUGCCUCCAGAACAAGAUUCAUGAAAGUAAAUGCCAACCUGCUCCUUUCACCCUGAACUUGAAUAGAUGAAAUCAUGCACACUUAUGUAUGUUGAGUGCCACGAUUGAUGAUUGACACAGUCAGUGUAGAAUAGAAGAUUCACCAAACAGAGCAAUAAUUAGCCCAGGUAGAAAUGGUCCUCCUCUGAGAUUUGAAGGUGCUAGGUUUUACAGAAAUGUCUGUUGUGCUGGGAAAACGCUUUGGAAAUAUUCUGCCACAAAUGGGAAAAAGGAAUAUGCAGUGACCUUUUUCCAGCUGAACAUGACCUGGAGUAUAGGGCUAGGAGGAUAGAUUGGUAAAGUAUACCGGUAUACUAAGUUAUCAAAUAAUGAAAUAGUAAUGCCACUUACGAAAUGGUAUACCGGAAUAUGCUAAUGACUUAAUAACGAGGUCACAGUGUAUGAAUAUAUUUGGAAUAUAUGGCUGUAACAGUGGGGUGAAAUGACAUUCAAGCAGCGGAGAGGCACACGCAUUAGUCAUGACAUCAUCCUUUCCCUUUGCACCACACUAAAUUUGAAGGCCUUCAGUUUGGUACGAGGUACUUACAGUACCUAAUAACCCAAUAUCAUGAUAUAUAGAAAAUCCUGAUACUCCUUAUUACGAUGAUCAAACUGUGAAAAUCACUUACCGUCCCAGCCCUAGCCAGUCAGGAGAGCCAGGCAAA
This is a messenger RNA of Coregonus sp. 'balchen', 30617 nucleotides long. NCBI's taxonomy places the organism in Eukaryota, Metazoa, Chordata, Actinopteri, Salmoniformes, Salmonidae. The record is from the annotation of a GenBank genome assembly.